ACGAGGGACGAACGGGUGCCGCCUUAACCUUUUACUUGCCAAUGUUCCAAAAUUGGAACAUACGAAACCUCAUUUUUUAUUUCCUAUCCAAUAUAUCGGAUAAUAAAAUUAUUUGUUUUCACAUACUCAUUGAUGCUUGUGAAAAACGUAGCAAUUUUAAUUUCUAUUAUGAACCUACGGUGAAUUAUUAGAUAAAUGUUUAAAAACAGGCAUAUUUUGCGCUCCUUGACCACCAGAUGUUUGUUGCAUUAUUCCGCAGGAAAAAGUAAUGUUGCAGUGAGCAAAGCAGAACUAAAAUAUCGGCAAAUGGUUCGGGAUUACGCGGCAAAAAAUAAAAAAAUAACAAAGACAAUCUAGUUUUCAGCUUCGAGAGUUUUAUGCGGAUGUUCCUUUUUUGGAACAUUGGCGUUUCACAGUGUCAAAAGCAGCGUAGACGCGCGCGAGCGUUUCGCCUCGUUCUUUUUCUUUUUUUUUUUUUGGCUUGUUGAUGGCGCCCUCUAGGCGGCGCUUGGCAGAAACUUGAACAUUAGCUUUCCUGGGCGUCAUUUUGAGUUUGCCAGGCACGUGGAAAGAGCAGCAUUGAACUGCAGCGCCUAGCCGCAUCAAUCUCUGUGGAUGUCAUGGCACAACGCUUCCUCACUUUGGAGGCAGCAAUUGACCUUUUGUUCAGCCUUCCCGAUGACGAACGCGAAGGUGCGUCUGUAUGCCAAUUGCCGCCUCUUGAAGAUGGCAAUAUUACUGACGAGGAGCACGUGAACGAAAACGACUUUUCUGAAGUUGUUCCCGAUGAUGUUUGUGGGCACGUUGAAGUUAUGCAGUGCAGCGAUGAAGACGUUGAUUCGCCUUCUGCAUCUUCGAGCCCUGAGCCACGACGAAAGAAGCCAGCGGGGCGGCAAUUCACUGCUGGAAAAGGACGCAAGGCUUCAACGAAGGCUCGGAAAACAAAUACUCCAAAGCGCUCCCAUACACCAGUAUGGGGUGACCGUGCCACGUUUGACAAAACACUUCCCAGCGAGAGUCCUCCGUUGUUGCUAGAGGCAUUUCCUGAGCUUGCAAACAUGAGCCCGUUUAUGCUGUUCAGCAAAUUUAUUUCUCCGGAGUAUCUUGGUUCACUGGCUGAACUGACUGCAAGAUACGCACUCCAAAAGGGGGAGGAGGUGGACGUCACAGGAGCGGACAUAGGUCAGUUUUUCGGCCUCUUACUUUUCAGCGGAUACCACUCCGUUCCGUCUGAGGACUCGUAUUGGAGCACUGCAGAAGAUCUUUGUGUGCCUAUAGUCGCGACAGUGAUGGCCCGCAAUAGGUUCCGGCAGCUGAAAAGGUUCUUCCAUGUUGUUGACAACACUCAGUUGAAAGCAGGCGAAAAGAAGGGCAAGAUUCAGCCGUUUUACAACGAAAUCUCCAAAUGUUUCCGCCAGUUUGGAGUGUUCAAUGAAAGCCUCAGCAUCGACGAGUCAAUGGUGCCCUAUUAUGGCCACCACUCGUGCAAAAUGUUCAUUCGGGGUAAACCCAUUCGAUUUGGGUACAAAAUAUGGAUGAUGUGCUCUACGAAUGGGUACCCCUAUGCAAUGGAAAUAUAUUGUGGGAGGAACGAGAAGGACGACAAGACACCUCUCGGGAUCAGGGUUGUCAGCAAUAUGGUAUCGGUCCUGGAAGCGCCUGAACAGCACGAAGUCUACUUUGACAACUUCUUCACUUCGCACGGCCUCUUGACGAAACUGGCUGACCAGGGGAUUCGAGCGACAGGGACUGUGCGAGAUACAAGAACCGGUGGUUGUCCACUGAAGAGCUUGAAAAGCAUCGGAAAGGAAGAAAGAGGAUCUUUCCACUACAAGUGUGACGGGGCGGUCUACGCAUGCAGGUGGAACGACAAUGCAGUCGUCACAGUUUCUUCUAACCACCUCAACCACGAGCCUGUUGGAAGUGCGAAACGCUUCUCACGACGCUCGAACAAAAAGGUGGACAUUCGUCAGCCAUAUUUGAUCAAAAAAUACAAUGAGGGCAUGGGAGGAGUAGAUGUGAUGGACCGCCUCCUGGGAAGCUAUCGGCCGAGACUGAGGAGCAAAAAAUGGUGGUGGAACCUUUUCAGCAAUGGUUUGAACAUGGCUGUCGUCGCAGGAUGGCUCCUCCACUGCGAGCUUCACAGGGGUAGUGAUGCCGCCAUGACGCACAUCGCCUUUCGGCGGGACGUCACCAUGUCCUUGCUGCAGCUGAAGCCGAAACUCACUGUGAGACCUGGACCUCGGGUUCAUCCGAGACAUGAGGACAGAAAAACUGAUGGUCACUACAUGAUCUCAACGACUCAGGGAAGGUGCGCGGAAUGCAAGAAGAAUACAACGAAUCAGUGCCAGCAGUGCAAAAAGCGGCUGCACAAGAAAUGCUUUGCCGCUUACCACGGUUUGUGAAUUGCUCACUGUAGUACAGCCAGUAGUAUGAAAGAAGAAAUUUUCGUGAAGUGUUGUUAUAAAUAUUUAUACUUUUCAGAGACAUCGUAUGACGCUAAAUAUUAUUCUUCAGUUAUCCUGAGUAAGGAAACCCGACUGAAAAGUCAAUAAAGGUUGUUCCAGAGAAAA
This is a messenger RNA of Rhipicephalus sanguineus (brown dog tick), 2573 nucleotides long. RefSeq names its product piggyBac transposable element-derived protein 3. Bases 621 to 2405 code for a protein of 594 amino acids. The record is from RefSeq and is a predicted model, not a curated record. Gene Ontology annotation, molecular function: sequence-specific DNA binding. Lineage: Eukaryota; Metazoa; Arthropoda; Arachnida; Ixodida; Ixodidae. The transcript has 2 exons.